UAGUGUAAAAAAUAAGGAUAAUUAAUUACCCAUUAAUUCUUCGAGAUACAUAUCCAUUGUUUUCCAGCGUCAAUAAACCCUUUUAUCUUGAAAAAAAUUAUAGCUAAUUUAAUCAAUUUAGAUAUUUACUGUGCAGGGAACCGUUAUCAAGUCAAACGCCAGUACAAAAUACAGACUGCAAAAUUUGAAAAAAAAACUCGUGAUCGAAAUUAGUGAUUGGAGAAUCAACAAUUGGCUCUCUCGUAUUGUACUGAUUGAGCGAUGAAAAUUACCUCUCUAGUACCCCUUCUGGAAUUUAUCCAUCUCAUGAAUCAGGUGUGGUGCAGUGUUGAUUUAGAGUUCGAAGUGGUCUCAUUUGCCAACCCUAACUCCAAACUGAAAUCGGGCGAGUGCUGCUUCGGAAAAGAGGGCUCCCGGGGAAGGUGUCCCCUAACCUGUCGCACUUUCUUCACCGCCUGUGCGUACGGAAGCUCCGGCAACUGCCAGACCAGACACUACACCCACUUGCAAUCCAGUGGGGUCAUGGGCAAUAGCACCUUUGGAAGCAAUGCAGUCUACACUGGAAAGAACAGUCGAUAUGUGAUCAGAGGGAAAACCAGGGAAAACAUCCAGGAAGGAGUGACGUUGGACAUUGAGGCAAACAACAAGGAUUCAAGUUCUUCAAAUUCGUCCCUGAUAGCCGAGUUCCGAGUUGAUUUUGGAGACAUGAUGGGUAAGUUGAACUCGUGGUCUUCUAUCAUUCGCUCUGACGUGCUCUACUCCAGUGGGCGAGUGUCGAUUGAGGUGCGGGGUCGGGUGUCAUGCUCGGAGAACUUCUUCGGGUCCGAUUGUGAAAAGAAGUGUGUGGAAGAGCCUCUUUACAAUCAAGUGUGUGAUGAGAAGGGGCACAUCAUCUGUGCUCCUGGCUACGGCGGCCCUAUGUGCGAUCAACCAAUAUGUGACGAGGGCUGUGAGAAUGGGUUCUGUGGGGGUCCCAACAAGUGUGUAUGUCACCCUGGCUUCUCUGGUCCCACCUGUGGGGAGUGUGUGACGUCACCUGGCUGCAAACACGGCUACUGCUCCGGACAGAGGCCAUCCACCUGCUCCUGUGAGGUGGGCUGGGGAGGAAACCACUGUGAUAUAGAUCUGGAGUACUGCACCAGAAUGAAGCCUUGUGUGAACGGAGGAAAGUGUCUGGCGGCCAGUGAUGCUGAUUCCCUGUUCAAGUGCCAGUGCCCGGACGGGUUCUCUGGCGCCAAAUGCCAACACUCUUCCAGCUGCUCUGCUCCUGGCUACUGCCAGAAUGGGGGCUCAUGUCUCGAUCCACAGUCAAGCAUCUGUGAGUGUCCUAAGACCUGGACGGGUGCAAGAUGCGACGUGAUAGCAACAUGUGACAUUGUCAGUUGCCAAAAUGGGGCCACAUGCGAGAGAUCUAUCACCACAAAUGAGCUGUACUGUGCGUGCCCUACUGGAUAUGUCGGAAGUUUCUGUGAAAUUGAGGAUCCAUGUGAAACUAGAGAUAACGAACCUGCAUGCAAAAACGAUGGAAUUUGCAUAUCUCACAAUGACGGGACCUUCGAAUGUCUAUGCGAGAGAACUUUCGUCGGCAGCAAAUGUGAGACGCCUGCUUACAAAUUAUCAUGCGACCAGAACCCAUGUCAAAAUGGAGGAAGUUGCAUUAAGUUUGCAAAUGACGUGAGAUGCAAUUGUGCGAAUGGAUACACAGGCAGUUUUUGUACAAUCAAAAGGAACCCCUGUCAUGAUAACCCAUGUCUAAAUGGGGCCAAAUGCAUAUCUACAGAUAAUGACUCUUACAAGUGCAGAUGCCAGGAAGAGUUUUUCGGGAAAUAUUGUCAGUACAGGAACCCAAAUUUUGGGAAAGUUGACGAAACUACAUCAGAAACUUAUAAACUAACCACUCCGGAAUCAUCUCACCCUAUAUUUAAACGACCACGGCCAGACAGCCAAAAAAGUAACCAGAGCAACGGAGUAAAAUCGGAAGAAAUCAAGUCAGAAGUCAGAAACUCAAAAUGA
Messenger RNA from Symsagittifera roscoffensis, 2013 nucleotides. RefSeq names its product neurogenic locus protein delta-like. The transcript is spliced from 8 exons. The coding region runs from base 262 to 2013 and encodes 583 amino acids. Gene Ontology annotation, biological process: cell communication. The record is from RefSeq and is a predicted model, not a curated record. Lineage: Eukaryota; Metazoa; Xenacoelomorpha; Acoela; Convolutidae. Gene Ontology annotation, molecular function: calcium ion binding; Notch binding. Gene Ontology annotation, cellular component: membrane.